GUUCGCAAAUAUGAAAGUCGCGUAAUUAAAGGAAAAAAAAACUAAAUAAACAAAACGCAUAUAUGGAUGAUGGGGAGAAGAAAACCAAAACAAAAGACAUCGACGUCGAGAAGCAGGGAGGCGAGCCCCCCCGCGCCGCCUUGGAAAAACAGCUGAGCAUUGAGGAAAAUGAACCGUUGGAAAAGGCUAAAGAAAAACCACCGCCUGGUCUCAAUGGAUCCCUUAUAAUGCUCUACCUGCUGUUUUUUGUAAUGUUUGCCACUGGUUGGAUUACUUUAAACAGUUGUUCAAUAAACAGACUCAUUCCAAUAUAUUUAAUAGUGGCAGGUAGCGUUGGAGCCCUGGCCAAAUUCCUAAGCAAGAUAAAAAAUAAACAUUUGUUUAACUUGACUGUUGCCUUGGUUAUAUUCGAUGUCGUAUGGCAUCUUUUAGGUACCUAUUGGGUUUAUAGAGAAUAUCAACCAAACUAUGAUCCAAAACAAGGGAAAUACUGCAACCGGACAGCGUAUUUAUUAUCCUUCUGGGUCCUAACUUUCCAGUAUACUUUACUAACGUUUUUUAUAUUGAUAUCAGGUUGUUAUAUGAUGAUGAGGGGUGAUUUUAAAAAGAAAUAAAU
Molecule: messenger RNA, 616 nt
Organism: Brassicogethes aeneus
Lineage: Eukaryota; Metazoa; Arthropoda; Insecta; Coleoptera; Nitidulidae
Source: the annotation of a GenBank genome assembly